AUGAGCGCAGCGGAAAGCCUGGUGCCACUGGAUGCGCCAGAUGCUGCUCUGUUAACUUUGAAGAUGGAUGAUAUAUUUAACCAAAGUUUCGCGACGAACCGAAGUUGUUCUGACGAGGACAAAUUCAGCAGUCUGGAGGACAUCGAUGUCACCGCAGACGGCAGCCUCAUCCUCAGGAUCCUCAUCUCGGUGGUGUACUCUGUAGUUUGCGCAGUAGGUUUAGUGGGGAACUUGUUGGUCUUUUUCGUCAUGAGCGUAAGACAAGGUCGCAACAAGUCAACCAUUAAUUUUUUUAUCAUCAACUUGGCAGUGACGGACUUCCAGUUCGUGCUGACCCUGCCCUUCUGGGCUGUGGACACCGCGCUGGACUUCAGCUGGCCGUUUGGAGACGCCAUGUGCAAAAUCAUCCUGUCGGUCACCGUGAUGAACAUGUAUGCCAGUGUGUUUUUUCUCACUGCAAUGAGUGUGACCCGCUACUGGUCCGUCUCCUCCGCUCUGAAGAAACGAGCAGGCAGGAGGCUGGGAUGUGUGAAAUGGGUGUGCGCGGUGCUCUGGGUCUCAGCAACUGUUGCCACAGCUCCCACUGCUGUUUUCUCCACCGUGACGGUCGUAGCGGGAGAGAAACUCUGCCUCCUGAAGUUCCCAGAAGGGCACGACUGGCUUGCACUCUAUCACAUUCAGAAAAUUUUGGUAGCCUUCGUCAUCCCCAUGCUCAUAGUCUCCGUCAACUAUCUGAUGCUCCUGCGCUUCAUAAAGCAGAGGAGCAUGCAGAACAGCAACACCAAACGGAGGUCUAGAGUCACCAAAUCUGUAACUAUAGUGGUUUUGUCUUUCUUUCUCUGCUGGAUGCCAAAUCACGCCAUCACCUUUUGGGGCGUCUUGGUCAAAUUUAAUGUAGUAAACUGGGAUAAGUCGUACUACAUGGUGCACACCUACGUGUUUCCAGUCACAGUCUGCUUGGCGCACGCAAACAGCUGUUUGAACCCUGUGCUCUACUGUCUGAUGAGGCGGGAGUUCAGGAAGAUGCUCAGGGAUUUGUUCUGGAGAAUCUCCACUCCAGCCAUCAACAAAGCCUGUGCGAUGCGCACUUUCUCUGCAACAUACAACGCCCCCCAAGAGGGAACCCAGGGAGUCAUACCUCUCCAAGUCAUGGACAGCGAACAUUACAGACUGUCCAUCAUAGACAGAAAAGGCUUGUCCUGCUCGAAUUUGAUUACACACACCUAA
Molecule: messenger RNA, 1227 nt
Organism: Myripristis murdjan (pinecone soldierfish)
Lineage: Eukaryota; Metazoa; Chordata; Actinopteri; Holocentriformes; Holocentridae
Product: relaxin-3 receptor 1-like
Exons: 1
Coding region: 1-1227 (408 amino acids)
Biological process (GO): cell chemotaxis; positive regulation of cytosolic calcium ion concentration; calcium-mediated signaling
Cellular component (GO): membrane; external side of plasma membrane
Molecular function (GO): C-C chemokine receptor activity; C-C chemokine binding
Source: RefSeq, a predicted model, not a curated record